AUGUACAAUGUGGCUGUUUCAAGCACUUGUCAAGAGAGAUGUGGAGGAAUCAAGAUGGAACACCCAUUUGGAAUCGGAAAAGGUUGCUAUCUCGACAAGUCUUACGAAAUCGAGUGUCUGGCUAAUACCACUUCUUCUUCAGGAAAGCUCGUCCCUUUCCUUCAGCUUGGUGGAAUCAAAAGAGAGGUUGUGAAUAUCUCUCUUCCGAGUGAAGUACGUUAUACUUCUUCAGUUGAUGGGUUGUUAUCUCGUUAUCUGAGUUAUGGGUACGUUCGUGUCAAAAUCCCGAUAACAACCGCAGGAUGCUUCAGCGAUGGGAAAGAGCCUGAAGAAUCAGUUACGAACUUGACGGGUACCCCUUUUUUCAUCAGUAGCGGUCUAAACAGCCUCGUAGCAGUUGGUUGCGACAGCAGAGUCUCGUUGACACAAAUGAAGCCGUACAUGGUGGGAUGCGAGGUGAAUUGCAAUACAAUCAAAGGGUCGAAUAGCAAUAGCAUCCCUUUCUACGACAGUACCGGUUGCUCCAGCCGCAAUAUCUUGUUGUCUGAAAGCAAGCGGGGUUGCACUGAAAGAACAGGAUGCGAUGGUGACGGAUGCUGUCAGGCGAGUUUACCUUACGAUCCUCAACAAAUUAUUGGUAUCAAAAUAGAGAGCAAUGGUGGAAGCUCGACGGCAAGCGACCAUUGUAGAGUCGCCUUCUUAACAGAUGAAGUCUACACUCGGUCGAAUGCGACAAAAACAGAAGACUUCAUUGCUAGAGGAUCCGCUACGGUUAGUCUAGGAUGGGUAAUACAGACCAAAAACCACUCCUUCCUCAGAUCCUUGGCUUGCAAGAAUCUAAAAGAUUACGCCGAUACUAAUUACUAUGGUGAACCCGAAAUAAAAUGCUCAUGCGGGAAUACCACCAUUUCUGGGAUUAACUAUGGAACUUGUGGAUGCAACCAAGGUUACACAGGGAACGCCUAUAUUCCGGGCGGAUGCUUAGACAUUGAUGAAUGUAAAAGCAUACCCGGCGCAUGUGGAGAAAGAGACAAUUGUGUGAAUACUCCAGGAUACUAUCAUUGCCGCGCCGAUAAGACAAAACCAAUAUUGAUAGGGGUCGGUGCAGGUUUUGGGGUCUUAGUCCUAGUCGGUGGAGUAUGGUGGUUGAGAAAGUUUCUGAUAAAGAGAAGGUUGACAAAGAGGAAGAAGAAGUUCUUCAAGCGUAACGGAGGACUACUGUUGCAACAAGAACUAGACACAAGACAAGGCAAUGUCGAAAGGACGAGACUAUUCAGCUCGAGAGAGCUGGAGAAAGCCACUGAAAACUUCAGCCAAAACAGAGUUCUUGGAAAGGGCGGUCAAGGCACUGUGUACAAAGGAAUGCUCCUAGACGGUAGAACCGUUGCUGUCAAGAAAUCCAAAGUUAUAGAUGAAGACAAGCUACAAGAGUUCAUCAACGAGGUCGUGAUUCUCUCCCAGAUCAACCACAGGCACGUCGUCAAGCUCUUGGGAUGUUGCCUUGAGACGGAAGUUCCUAUGCUCGUUUACGAGUUUAUCCUCAAUGGAAACCUCUUCCAGCACAUUCACGAAGAUUCUGAUGAUUACACUAUGGUAUGGGGGAUGCGUCUACGGAUUGCUGUGGAUAUCGCAGGAGCUCUUGCUUAUCUUCAUUCCUCUGCAACUUCUCCAAUUUACCAUAGAGAUAUCAAAUCAUUAAACAUAUUACUAGACGAGAAGUACCGAGCCAAGGUGGGUGAUUUCGGAACGUCGAGAGAUGCCAUGAAAGAGAAGAGAUUGUUGGAAAUCAUGGAUGAUCGAAUAAGAGAUGACUGCAAACCGGAACAAGUAAUGGCAGUGGCAAAUCUGGCGAUGAAGUGCUCGAGCUCGAAAGGAAGGAACCGUCCGAAUAUGAGAGAAGUUUAUGCGGAGUUGGAGAGGAUAUAUACAUCUCCAGAGGAUUAUCAGGUGCAGAUUGAGAUUGACGAAGAGGAGGAAGAAGAAGAAGAAGAAGAAGAAGAGGAAGUUAUGAAUAUAAUAAACAUGAGAGAUUCAUGGAGUAUCGGUGUUACUGCUCCAGUAGUGGCUUCACCUCCUUCUUCAGAUGUUGAACCAUUGUUUCCUCAGGAUUUCGCGUACAUUACAUAUUAUUGCCCUCACUGUAACGCUCUGAACAAACCAAAUCAUUCAGAGGAGAACCCACUGAUUCCUCCUGUUUCCGCUUCAUUGCUCACAGACUCUCCGACAUUGAUUGAGACCAGUGAAGUGGUUAAUAGCAGCAGCUCGACUGAUCUCGCUGCUUCAAGCACUUGUCGAAAGAAAUGUGGAGAAGUCGAGAUCAAAUACCCAUUUGGAGUCGGGAAGAACUGCUAUCUCGACAAGUCUUACGAAAUCGAGUGUCUAGCUAAUACAACUGCUUCAGGAAAGCUCGUACCUAUCCUCUCAGUACUUGGGAAAGAAGUUGGGAAUAUCUCUCUUCCGACUGAAGAACGUUACUACGAUCCUCAAUCAUUUGAGAUAGUUCGUUAUAUAUCGAUUGGGUUAGUUCGUGUCAAAACCCCGAUAACAACCGCAGGAUGUUUCAGCGAUGGGAACAAGUCUGCAGACACAGUAAUGAACUUGACGCGUACACCUUUUUUCAUUCACGAUGUAAACAGCCUCGUAGCAGUUGGUUGCGACAGCAGAGUCUCGUUGACACAUAUAAAGACGAACAUGGUUGGAUGCGAGGUGAAUUGCAAUACAAGCAAAGGGUCGAAUAGCGAUAGCAAUAGCAUCCCUUUCUACGAGAAAACAGGUUGCUCAAGCCGCAACGUCUUGGCCUUCACUAGCAAGAAGGUUUGCACAGAAAGCAAACCGGAGGAAACAGAAUGCGACGGUGACAGAUGCUGCCAGGCGAGUCUACCUGGAGAGCCUCAACAAGUUCUUGGUAUCAGAUUAGAGAGCAAUGCUGGAAGCUCGAGGGAGAGAGAGGAAUGCAGAGUCGCCUUCUUAACAGAUGAAGUCUACACUGUGUCUAAUGCGACAGAGCCAGAAGACUUGUUUACUAGAGGAUUCACUACGACCAAGAACCACUCCUUCUUCAAUUCCUUGGACUGCAAGAACAUAAAAGAUUACGUCGAUACUAGUUACUAUGCUGAACCCGAAAUCAAGUGUUCAUGCGGCAAUACCACCAUUUCUGGGAUUGUUUAUGGAAAUUGUGGAUGCAACAAUGGUUACGUAGAUGUUGAUGAAUGUAGAAGCAAACCACAGUGUAAAGAAAGGGAAACUUGUAUGAAUACUGCUGGAGGUUAUCACUGCGUGGGUGAUAAGACUAAUGCAAUACUGAUAGGGGUGGGUGCAGGUUUUGGGGUGUUAGCCCUAGUUGGUGGAGUAUGGUGGUUGAGAAAGUUUCUGAUAAAGAGAAGCAUUACAAAGAGGAAGAAGAAGUUCUUCAAGCGUAACGGAGGUAUACUGUUGCAACAAGAACUAAACACAAGACAAGGCAAUGUCGAAAGGACGAGAAUAUUCAGCUCCAAAGAAUUGGAGAAAGCCACUGAAAACUUUAGCCAAAACAGAGUUCUUGGACAGGGUGGUCAAGGCACUGUGUACAAAGGAAUGCUCAUAGACGGUAGAACCGUUGCUGUCAAGAAAUCCAAAGUUAUAGAUGAAGACAAACUACAAGAGUUCAUCAACGAGGUCGUGAUUCUCUCACAGAUCAACCACAGACACGUCGUCAAGCUCUUGGGAUGUUGCCUUGAGACGGAAGUUCCUAUGCUCGUUUAUGAGUUCAUCCUCAAUGGAAACCUCUUCCAGCAUAUCCACGAAGAUUCUGAUGAUUACACUAUGGUUUGGGGAAUGCGUCUACGGGUUGCUGUGGAUAUCGCAGGAGCUCUUGCUUAUCUUCAUUCCUCUGCAACUUCUCCAAUUUACCAUAGAGAUAUCAAAUCAUCAAACAUAUUACUAGACGAGAAGUACAGAGCCAAGGUCGCUGAUUUCGGAACGUCAAGAGAUGACUGCAAACCGGAACAAGCAAUGGCAGUGGCAAAUCUGGCGAUGAAGUGUUUGAGCUCGAGAGGAAGGAACCGUCCGAAUAUGAGAGAAGUUUAUGCCGAGUUGGAGAGGAUAUGUACAUCUCCAGAGGAUUAUCAGGUGCAGAUUCAGAUUGACUACGAAGAAGAAGACGAUGAAGAGGAAGUUAUGGAGAUGGUAAACGAGAGCGAGUCUUGGAGUAUUGGUGUUACUGCUCCAGUAGUGGCUUCACCUUCUUCUUUAGAUGCUGAACCAUUGUUUCCUCGUCUCACAUGGUGA
Thlaspi arvense is the source of this 4266-nucleotide messenger RNA. Lineage: Eukaryota; Viridiplantae; Streptophyta; Magnoliopsida; Brassicales; Brassicaceae. The record is from the annotation of a GenBank genome assembly.